Daldinia loculata is the source of this 777-nucleotide messenger RNA. RefSeq lists its product as uncharacterized. The record is from RefSeq and is a predicted model, not a curated record. Lineage: Eukaryota; Fungi; Ascomycota; Sordariomycetes; Xylariales; Hypoxylaceae. The transcript has a single exon. The coding region runs from base 156 to 590 and encodes 144 amino acids.
AGUUCCAGGUUGCUGGGCACUGGACAAAAAAAUAGCCUUAGCUGUCUCGGGGUAAGAACUUCCAUGUCAGCCUGAACUACCGGGCAGCCGGGCAGCCGGGGUAGGUACCUAUGAGUUAUUGGGUACUUGCAUAAGGUAUAAGGUAUGAGGUCACCAUGUGCUACUCUACUUACCUGAUAGGGGAGCAACCUGAACAUGAGCGCGGGGCAGGCAGGUACCAUUUACCUACUUGGCUCCACAAAGAUCUGAGCAACGGCCGCCGACAGUUGUCAGUAUGUAAAGAAGAAAAAAAUAAAAAAUUUCUCGGACUUUUCGUCCCCCCGCCAAAGCUGCUGGAGCUGCCCCCAAACUUCCUCCACCACCAUCCGUCGUUCAUCUCAGAUACAUAUCCUGCCUAUCCUAAAGAUAGGAAUCGACAACCCACAGUCAUAAUCAGUCUUUUUUUCAUCGUUUCCCCGUUAAUCAUUUUUUUCCCACCACAGACAAACGAUCUAAUAGCACCACUUUUCCAUCUCGGUUGCUUCGCCUUCGCCUUCGUCUUCGCCUUCACUUUCGCAUCUUCUUCCUUGUUAUCCCUUCUCCACUAUUGAACCCGUUCUAGUCCCUCAUACAUAUUCUCCUCUAUAUCUCCCCUCUCCCUCUCCGUCUUACUGCGCCAGCUCCUUGGAUCGACCCUGGAUCGACCCCGGAUCGAUUCUGGUAUGGUGUAAUCAAAUCUCAUGACAUCUUUGAGCUCCGGCUGAGUCGUACUUUUCCGGGUCUGGUUCUAUGGCUAUG